CCCAGGGAGGCAAGGCUUCCCAGGCCUGCCCUCCUCGCCUACCGAUGGAGCCUUACCUGAGCAAUGAGCUCUUCCCACCCCCCACUGAAGCCUGGCUCCAGACGGUCUCCUCAGAUCCUGAGGCCCAAGGUUGGGGGGCCUGGGGCAGGACUGAAAAGACCUCCUUGGUGCCAAGGGCUGGGAGUAGAACAGGAAGUGACAAGGAAGCAGAGGAAAAUGAAGAUGCAAGCUUCCUUCUCUCCCUGCUGGAACCAGAGAACCUGGCCAAGUCCCCAGUAUACAACCAGGAGUUGGAGGCCAUCAAGCUGAAAUUGUGGGCCAUGGAGCAUGCUGAAGCCCAGCCGGAGCCACCCUGUGUACAGAGAAAGGCCACAGAGGAAGAGAGGGCUGAGGUCAGACAGCUGCUGAGCCCUGAGACUGUAGACUGCUUCUUCUCUAGGACCUCCAAGGAAAAUGUGGAGGCUGACCACAGAUCUGUCUUUGUAGGCAAUGUGGAUUAUGGUGGCUCAGCUGCAGAGCUGGAGGCCUACUUCAGCCCCUGUGGGGAGAUUCACCGGGUCACUAUCCUGUGCGACAAGUUCUCUGGACACCCCAAGGGCUAUGCAUAUAUAGAGUUUGCUUCGCACAGAUCUGUCAAGGCUGCUGUGGGGCUGGAUGAGAGCACCUUCCGAGGUCGGAUCAUCAAGGUACUUCCCAAAAGGACGAACUUCCCAGGCAUCAGCUCCACAGACCGUGGAGGGCUGCGGACACACUCGGGCAGCAGGGCUGCCUUCCUGCACGGUAGCCUCCAUCGUAAAGCUCGGUUAAGAGCCCAUGGACGGAGCCGGGGCCAUGGAGGAGUACCACCGUGGUUCUCUCCGUACUGAAAGAACAGCCCAGUUUUUAAAGUGGGACCAGGAGUAAACUGCUGUCUCCACUCACUCCAGACGAGGCUCCUAGCCUGGCAGCCCCCAAGGGCCUUUGAAGGUGCCCAGAUCACCAGGUCCCAGUGGGAAGGCACUGGGCAGGGAGAUUCGGGAGGGGAGGGAGGCUCAGGGUACGCUGGGAUUGGCAUUCUCGAGUACUUUUAAAGAAAAAUAGAUAUGCGUGUUAAUAGUAGAACAUAAAUUAUUAAACUUGAAUAAAUUUU
Molecule: messenger RNA, 1129 nt
Organism: Mus caroli (Ryukyu mouse)
Lineage: Eukaryota; Metazoa; Chordata; Mammalia; Rodentia; Muridae
Gene: Pabpn1l
Product: PABPN1 like, cytoplasmic
Biological process (GO): nuclear-transcribed mRNA catabolic process, deadenylation-dependent decay
Cellular component (GO): nucleus
Molecular function (GO): poly(A) binding
Source: RefSeq, a predicted model, not a curated record